CAGGGGGGAGAUUGGCACAAAUCUGUGCCACACAGUUUGGGAUAGACAUAAACUACCCUACGUAGUUACUUUUACACACCAGAAAAGUUCAUAAAGUGAGUAAUAAUGGAAGCAAAAGACGACCAGGCAGGAGCGAGAGCUGCCGGUGCCCCUCAAAAUAAAACCAUGACACCAGAGCCCAAUACAAAGGACUCACAGUCACCCACCAGAUCCUCAGCCCAAGGUCAAUCUGGCACUAGUACAACUCAAGAAAAUGCCACCAAACCAUCUCUCCAGAUUUUAUUCAACACAUUUACAGUCAAGAACGGAGAAGACAUUAAAAUAGAGAUCCCUGUAGCGGGACAACCUGCACCAAAGAUUGAAUGGAGAAAGGGCGACCAGGCCGUCAAAGAAACAUCCAGACUUAUGAUCGUAAACAAACCUACAAUGACACUUCUUCAUAUACGACACGCUGCCAGAGAACACUCAGGACAGUAUUCCAUUGAAGUCAGUAACAGCGCUGGGAAACAGGUUGGAGAAAUCAGUGUAGUAGUCCUGGAAAAGCCUGACCCUCCAAUCGGACCAGUUAAGAUUGAUGAAGUUAGCUCGGACUACGUUGUAAUGUCAUGGGGGGCACCUGAGUACACGGGAGGAUGCCAGCUUGACAAUUACGUUGUGGAAAAAAGGGAAACUACGAGUAUGGAUUGGCAAACUGUGUCUGCAACCACAGUUAGAACCACAAUUAAAGCCACAAAGCUGAAGACGGGCAGCGAAUACCAAUUCAGAGUGUUUGCCGAAAAUAGAUAUGGAAAAAGUACUUCAAUUACAUCUCCGAUUGUAUUGGCACAAUUUCCUUUCAGUGUACCCUCCGCCCCAGGGACACCUUACGCCUCAACUGUCACUAAAUACAACAUGGUGGUCGAAUGGGAGCCACCAACUAAAGAUGGAGGAAGUCCGAUCACUGGUUAUCACAUCGAACGCAAAGAAAAAAACAGUAUUUUAUGGACUAAACUUAAUAAGCUUAUCCUUACUGACACCCGCUUCAAAACUACAGGACUCGAGGAAGGCAUUGAGUAUGAAUUCAGGGUGUACGCAGAGAACGUUGCCGGACUUAGCCCACCAAGCAAAACAUCUGAGAGUUUUGUUGCAAGAGACAGAUGUGAUCCUCCAGGUAAACCCGAAGCUGUUGUCGUAACUAGAGAGCAUAUUACUCUGAAGUGGGCAAAACCUAAUUAUGACGGCGGUAGCACGAUUACCGGCUAUGUUGUUGAGAAGAAGGAGCUCCCUGAUGGCAGAUGGAUGAAAGCAAACUUUACCAAUGUUAUGGAAACUGAAUUUACAAUCACAGAAUUAACAGGAGGUCAGAGCUAUGAGUUCAGAGUAACUGCCAAAAAUGCAGCUGGUGUUUGGAGCGCACCGUCUGAAAGCAUCACCAUAAUGGCUCAGGAUGUAAUCGAGGCACCCACGGCUGUCAUAGACCCUAAAUUAAAAACUACCACGAUUUUCCCUUCAGGAGAGACAUUCACUAUUGAAGCUGAUUACUUCGGAAAACCACUACCCGAAGUUGCAUGGCUGAAGGAAGGCAAGGAAAUUGAUAAGGGAACAACCAGAAUGGAAGUCAAAACUACGCUUACGCACACAAGUCUGACAGUUCGGGAUUGUAUACGCUCGGAUGGUGGGCACUUUCUGUUGAAUCUCAGUAACAUUGGAGGUACAACAUCCAUUCAUAUCAAUGUGAAAGUACUGGACAAACCAGGUCCUCCAGAUGGCUCCAUAAAGGUCAAAGUUGUUAGUGCAGAGAAGUGCAAUCUGCAUUGGAAUCCCCCAGUAAACGAUGGAGGAGCCACUGUAACGCACUAUGUAAUUGAGAAAAGAGAAACGAGCCGUGUGACGUGGACAGGAGUCGACUCUCAAGUUGAAGGCGUAACUUACAAAGUGACAAAGAUGGUUCCUGGUAAAGAGUACAUAUUCAGAAUUGCGGCCGUGAAUAAAUAUGGCGUUGGUGACUUCCUUGAAACAGAGCCUUUUAUUGCACAAAAUCCUUACACUGUACCAAGUGCUCCCUCUACUCCUACUGCCAGUGCCGUGACUGGGGACUCCGUCGUGCUAACCUGGGAAAGACCUGCGAGCGAUGGAGGAUCAGAAAUUGACGGGUAUAUACUUGAAAAACGGGACAAAGAUGGCGUCAGAUGGACAAAAUGCAACAAAAGAAGACUUAAUGACUUGCGAUUUCGAUGCACGGGACUCACAGAGGGACACCAUUACCAGUUCAGAGUUUGUGCAGAGAACGCUGCAGGUGUGGGUACUCCGAGUGAGCCGAGUGACUAUAUCAAGGUAUGUGAUGCUACCUACCCUCCUGGACCUCCAACAAAUGUCAAAAGCCCUGGGCAUUCGAAGAGCACAGUGUCUCUAACCUGGUCAAAACCUAUUUACGAUGGUGGAUCAGCCAUUACUGGCUUUGCAGUUGAAAUGAAAGAAGCCGGAGAAGAGGAGUGGAGUACAUGCACAUCAGGCUCAGGUACUGAAGAUACAAACUUCACUGUUAGGAGACUGAGAGAGAAUGGAGAGUACAAUUUCAGAGUGUGUGCUGUUAAUGCGGCUGGUGCAGGGGAAUUCGCAGAACUCCAACAAUCAGUCAUGGCUACUGAAAAAGUUGAGCCACCUGAAAUUGAAUUAGACCCAGCUCUGAGAAAGAUUGUCAACGUACGAUCCUGCUCUACUCUCCGCCUUUGUGUCAACAUCAGAGGAAACCCAGAGCCUGAAGUCAAGUGGUCCAAGGAAGGUGGUGCUCUCAGUGAGCGUGCCCAAAUUGAGGUAACCCCUACUUACACUGAGCUAAUGAUUGAGAACGUCAACAGAAACGACACUGGAAAGUACGUGCUGUUAGCUGAAAACUGUGCGGGAUCCAAAUCAGCUUUCAUCAAUGUCAGAAUACUUGACUCCCCCAGUCCACCGACGCAACUGCAAGUGAAGGAUGUGAGGAGAGAUUCUGUGUCUAUCUCUUGGGAACCACCUCUUAUUGAUGGUGGGUCGAAAAUUACCCAUUACAUAGUGGAGAAGAGAGAGGAGGCUAGAAAGGCUUUUGCGAGCGUAUGUAGUGACUGUGUAAGGAACUCCUACAAGAUUGAAAACCUCCAUGAAGGAUGUUUCUAUUACUUUCGAGUUCUGGCUGUAAAUGAGUUUGGCACUGGGCAACCUGUAGAAACCACUGAACCAGUCAAAGUUGCCGAGGUUCCACCAUCUCCUGGAAAAAUCAGUCUUGUGGAUGUUACUGCCACUAGUGCAAAAUUAACUUGGGAUAAACCUGACCAUGAUGGAGGAAGCAAAAUAUUAUCUUAUAUUGUUGAAAUGCAAACAGAGGAUGACGCUUCGUGGACAACAUGCUCAGAAAGCAGGGCUCUUGAAACAACAGUUGAGGGAUUGAUUAAAGGAAAGGAGUAUUAUUUCAGAGUGAGUGCUGUAAAUGAGAAGGGAAGAAGUGAACCAAAGUUAUUGGCAGCUCCAGUCACUGUAAAGGACAACAGCGCAAAGCCAGUCAUUAACCUACUGUGUAACUCAUACAGUGUCAAAGCAGGGAAUGACUUAAAGAUUGACGUACCAUUCAAGGCUACUCCACAACCAACAGUCGAAUGGAGAAAAGAUGGUGUUGAGUUGAAAGAGACCAGCAGAGUAAAUGUGCAGACAACUGAUGGGUCUUCUCAAAUAACUAUCAAAGACGCAACAAAGCUAGAUGUUGGAUCUUAUGAAGUUUUUGUAAGCAAUCCAGUUGGCACUACAUCUGCUGAAAUUUUUGUCAAUGUUUUUGAAAGACCUGGACCCCCAUGUGAUGUUAAGAUAGAGGAAGUGAGUGUUGACUUUGCUACUUUAUCGUGGCAGCCCCCAACCUACACUGGUGGAUGCCAAAUCAGCAAUUAUGUUGUUGAAAAAAGAGAUACUGGAAGCACCUUUUGGCAAAGCGUGUCUGCCACAGUAGCAAGAACGUCUAUCAAGAUUUCUCGACUUACUCAAGGUAUAGAAUAUCAGUUCCGUGUUGCAGCAGAGAAUCGCUACGGCAAAAGUUCAUAUGUGGAGUCUGAUUCGGUAGUUGCACAGUAUCCGUUCAAUCCACCUGGUCCCCCAAUUGACCUUCAAGUUGUUAGCGCCUCAAAGUCUGCCAUUUUGAUUGCAUGGAGAAAGCCAGAAACAGACGGCGGAGAUCCCAUUAUCGGUUAUCAUAUCGAAUGCAAAGAUCAAAGCAGCAUUCUGUGGACAAAGUUAAACAGAAAUCUUAUAAAUGAAAACCAAUUUAAAGUGACAAGUGUUGAAGAAGGCCUUGUUUAUGAGUUCCGAGUGUCUGCUGAGAAUAUGGCUGGCAUAGGCCCAUGCAGCAAACCAUCUGAUCCUGUUGCAGCCCGAGACCAAUGUGAACCCCCACAAAACCUCACUGUCACUAAUAUAACUAAUGACUCAGUCUCCCUCUCUUGGGACAAACCAGAGUAUGACGGAGGAGCCAAAAUUACUGGAUACAUCGUAGAGCAUAAAGAGUUGCCUGACGGUUGCUGGCUGAAGUGCAAUUUUACCAACCUCCUGGACACUUUCCUGGAUGUUGCUGGACUUACAGAAGGAGAACAAUAUGAUUUUAGGGUUACUGCGAGAAACGCUGCAGAUCUCCUUAGUGCUCCCUCUGAAAACACUGGACCUAUUACCAUACAACAUGACCUAGAGCCACCUAAAAUUGUCAUGGAUGAUAAAUUUAGACAGGUGCUCGUCGUCAAAUCCGGGGAUCUCAUAAAAAUAGACGCUGAUGUCUCUGGUCGCCCCAACCCCACAGUGUCUUGGUUAAAAAAUGGCAGAAUUAUUGGCUCUAAAGGAAGAGUUGAGAUACAUAUAUCCAAAACACAUACAUCUUUAGUUAUCAGAGAAUGCGUACGGAAAGACUCUGGACAGUAUACCCUUACCUUACAAAAUGCCGGUAGUGCCACAUCAAGGACAAUCACAUGCAAAAUUCUAGAUCGACCAGGCCCACCAGCGGGACCUUUGAAAAUUUCUGGUAUUUCAGCCGAGAAAUGCACGUUGUCAUGGGAACCACCUAUGGAAGACGGCGGAGCUGAAAUAAUGCACUACAUCGUCGAGAAGUGCGAAACUAGCCGCGUAUCUUGGACCCUCGUUUACGAUGACAUGAUGGCGACCACCUGCAAAAUAACAAAGCUAGUUAAAGGAAACGAGUACUUGUUUAGAGUUAAAGCUGUGAAUAAAUACGGAGAUGGUGAGACAUUGGAGAGCGACCCAGUAAAAGCUCUCGAUCCUUACACAGUUCCCUCUGCUCCUACUGAUGUCGAAGUCACAAGCGCAAAUGCUGAUUCUAUGACUGUGUGCUGGAAGAGACCCGAGACAGAUGGCGGAAGUCGUAUUAGCGGUUAUAUCAUUGAAAAGAGGGAGAAACAAGGCGUGCGAUGGGUGCGUGUGAAUAAGAAACCUGUUUAUGAUCUUCGAGUCAAAGCUACUUGCCUACAUGAAGGCUGUGAGUAUGAAUUUAGAGUUUUUGCAGAAAAUGCAGCUGGGCUAAGUGAACCCAGUGCCCCAUGUCCUUUAACCAUGGCGGAAGACCCUAUGUUUCUACCUUCCCCACCUGCAAAGCCCAUUAUUGUUGAUUCCACAAAGUCCUGUAUUUCUCUCUCGUGGAAUAAACCUCUCUUUGACGGUGGUGCAGCAGUCACUGGCUAUAGAGUUGAAUUCAGGAAAACAUCAGAAGAGGAAUGGUCCACUGGAAUUUACAACACUGAUAAAACACAACUGACUGUAACCGGACUCAGUAGUGGUGCAGAGUAUGUUUUUGUCGUAAGGUCCAUAAACAAGAUUGGCGUUAGUGAGCCGAGCCAAGAAUCAGACCCUCAAGUAGCAAUGGAUAGAGAGGAAGAACCCAAGUUUGAUGUAGGCCCUGACAUGCGCAAAACUCUGCUGGUUAAAGAUGGUGCAUCCUUCACUUUGACUGUGCCAUAUUCUGGAAAACCUACCCCCACUGUAACUUGGGAAAAAGCAGAUGUGGACCUAAGAGUGCGUGGAUUGAUUAACACCACAAGUACAGUUACCUCGUUAACGGUAGACAGAAGCACACGAGAUGAUUCAGGCAAGUACAUAGUCAAACUCCAAAAUCUUGCUGGCAGCGCCUCAUUGACCUUGAGUGUCAGAGUUUUGGAUUCACCCGGACCGCCAACUCGGAUAACAGUGAAGGAUGUGACCAAGAAUUCUGCUACUGUCACAUGGGACAUACCAGAGAAUGAAGGAGGGGCACCAGUUAAGAAUUAUUUGGUGGACAUAAGGGACAUCAGCAGAAUGGGAUGGACCAGGCUCACCGACAAAUGCCACAGGUUGUCGUACCGAGUGUCAGACCUGGAAGAGGGGGGAAUCUACUUCUUCAGAAUCACUGCAGAAAACGAGUAUGGGAUCGGAGUACCAGCGGAGACCAAGGAAGGAGUCAAAUUAACAGAUCCUACAGAUUGGGAGACAGAUGCAGGAGCAUAGCUCAUUCAGAAGAAACAGUGUGAUAAUGAUGAUGAUAAUAAUGACUUUAAUUUUUAAGCAUAAGCUUAUGUUACAUUUCCUAAGUUUUAUAAUCAUUAUGAUAAGGCAUUGUGAUAAUAUAGUAUGGGAUUAAUAACACCAAUAAUGUAAUUUUGUAAACAAAUUUGAUUUGCUUCUUUAUUAAACUGGGUUUAAUUCCAG
This is a messenger RNA of Periophthalmus magnuspinnatus, 6681 nucleotides long. RefSeq names its product titin-like. NCBI's taxonomy places the organism in Eukaryota, Metazoa, Chordata, Actinopteri, Gobiiformes, Gobiidae. The transcript has 4 exons. The record is from RefSeq and is a predicted model, not a curated record. Gene Ontology annotation, molecular function: protein binding. The coding region runs from base 106 to 6480 and encodes 2124 amino acids.